Symbiodinium sp. CCMP2592 is the source of this 2259-nucleotide messenger RNA. The record is from the annotation of a GenBank genome assembly. NCBI's taxonomy places the organism in Eukaryota, Dinophyceae, Suessiales, Symbiodiniaceae.
AUGGCCGGACAGCCGCGUGGCGACAGAGGCGGUGAACGUAGAAGAAGGCAGGUGUUUUACACACACCAAGAUUACGCUAUAGAUCAAGCUAAUCGGCUUUUUGGGUUUACGUUGCCGCGUGAAGAUUUUCGCGUGUUGGAGGGUGGCGGCCAUCAGCGCCACUUGGACGGCAUCCGCGAUAUCUACGACAGCUACGCUGCGGAUUGGAACCGUCUCUGCCAGGUGCUCCCAGCCCUUGCGGCCGUCGUGCCGGUCAGCAAGGGCGGGGCCAAAGGCGCAGGAAAGGGAAAAGGCAAAGGCAAGGCAAAGCCACAGCCGACUUCGCCAGCAACACCUGCGUCUGGGUCAAGGGACACCGCUGGGACCCCGGCUCGCAUCGAGGCGACCCCGCUCACUGGAGCCGGCGGAGCAGCAUCUUCAACUGGAGUUGGGCCGGCGGUGGCCGCGCCCAAGGUUGAAGGGGCCGCGCCACCGGCGGCAGCAGCAAAGGCCGAAGGAGCGGCACCAGCAGCAGGAGAGGCAGCGACUACAGAAGAAGCGCCUGCAUCUCGAGAGGCCGCCGCACCCGAGGCCACAGCUGAAGAAGAAGCCGCUGAGCCGGUUACUGCGUCGGACGUGCUGCCAAAGGAGGAGCCACAGCUGGGAGGCGACGACGACCAAGGGCCAGUCACCGACGCCCACGACCAAGGCGACCCAGGAUCCGAGGAGCCUGUGGUUGCCGAGGUCGCGGGUGUUAAGGAGGAAGCGCCCGACGACACUGACGCAGGGGCCGCUGAGGACCUUGAAGUCAGUGGCGUCGCCCACGCUGAGGGAGAAGAGGAGGAGCCGGUGGUUGAGGAGUGUGAAGUGGACGAGCCUGUACAUAGUUCGCCGCCAGCGCUAGUUGUACAUAGCCCUGCUUCACCUAACCUUUCCGAGCGUGCUUUCUCUGAGCCACCCGAGCGCCCAGUGCCUGAGGGGUGGCUGCGAGUAAGGCCUAGGAUUUUAAAGCCACCGACUAACCUCCCUCCUGGUAGCUACCCAACGGUAAGAGUAGAUCGCCAAGGCAUCUGGAUACUGGUAAGCCCCGCCCAAGCACCUGAAAUAGGCACUAGGGACGCAGAGGUGCUCCCGGACGCCGCGCCCGAAAGCACAACCGCAGGGGCUGCAACUGAGGAGGUCGAUCCCUACGAUCUUCCUCAGGCUGUCUGGGCUGACCUUGCCCUAGCUUAUUCCAGAAGGCCCGCCUCUCUUGACCUUGCAACAGCUCCUGUGGUGAGCGACCGCCAGGGCGAGAGGACAGCAGAAGGGUUUAGUCUAGGAGUGGGUGCUUUUAGGCCGGGUGAGGUUAUAGAAGCUAGGCCGUCCAGCCCGGCUCGGUCAAGGAGCCCGCAACAGGGGCAGCCCCGAGUGCGCCCAGCCGCGUUAGGACAGUGCCGGCGCCACCGGCUGCAGCAGCAACCGGCGCCACCGCCGACAGCUUCUACGAUCUCUCCUCCUGCCGUGCCACCACCACCUGCAGUACCGUCGCCACCGCCAACGGAGGCGCCCACAGCUGAUCCUAAGGGGCCGCCGGCAAUUCCUUCGAAGGCCGCGCCGUCUCCACCGCCACAGGAGCAGCAAGCCCAGGCCAGAGCCAGGCUAGAAGAAGCCGCCGCGCAGCGCAGAAGGGAAGAGGCUGCAGCAAAGGCUCCAGUGGCACCUGCGCCCAGGCAAGUGGGGCUGCGCCCAACGAUCUCGAUCGUUUGGGAUUGGCACAAGGUGCUUGACCUCGGCUUGGACCGGGGCAACUGGAGCCCGCGGGUUGUGAGAGCCAUCGGUGAUCUGUGGUCCACCCACAGACCAUUGGUGUUCCACGUGCUCUCCUUCACCGGACGCGGGCAGGCGGCAGCACACCGGUCUGAAGCCCUAGCGGCACUUCCCAGCCUUGAGCGGGAAGCCGGUGUCACCUUUUCGUCCUACAACCAGUGCUUUGAACGCACGGGGUCGGGCGGAAAAGCCGAGUUGUUGCACUCCUUGGGCCCGGUACAGGGGCAGCAGCCAGGCGCCCACUACCUUGUGGACGAUAACCGCGACAUCGUCAAGGAGUCGCGGCGAACGGGCUGCAAGUGCGUCCAGGUCGUGAAGCCGGCGGAUCGGAGGUUCUUUGUUGAACAAGACCUCCUCGACGCGAUCCAGCAGCUCAGCGAGUCGCUCCACUCCUUGGGAGAAGAGCGCACCGGAGCGACUGGAGCAACAAGGCUGGCACAAAGCCAGUACUUGGAGGUUAUCCACCGCUAA